UCCGUACGACACGGCCAGAUGACACACCCAAUCAAUUGGGUCAUUUUCGCCGCUCUCACCCGUUCUCAAUUUCGGGUUUCGGGUGUACCUUAUUUUGGCUGUAAAAUGGCAGAAUUAGAAAUAAAAUGCGCUCGCGGUCAAAAAAUUCAGCGGGGAAUUUCGUGAAGCAAAAAUCUUUGUGUACUGGAACAGAAAUCGAGGCUUCAGCAAUACAGGGAACAAACAGAACUGAGUGUCGUGUGCUGUUUGAGGAUACAAAAAACGAGAUUAAUGAAUUAAACCUAGAUAAUUGUCGGAGUACCGGGAUUAUAGAAGGAUUGACAGAUGAAUUUGUGAUUUUAGGAUCACUGAGUAUGAUAAAUGUGGGACUCACAAGUCUAAAAGGAUUCCCAAAAUUACCAAAUCUUAGAAAACUUGAAUUAAGCGACAAUAGAAUAUCUUCAGGUCUACAUCCGCUUCUAGGCAGUCCUAAACUUACACAUCUUAACCUAAGUGGGAAUAAAAUUAAAGAUUUGGACACGUUAGAACCGCUGCAAAAAUUUUCCAAUUUGAAAAGUCUGGAUUUGUUCAAUUGUGAAGUGACAAAUGCGGAGAAUUACAGAGAACAAGUUUUUAAUCUGAUACCAAAUUUAAAGUUUUUGGAUGGCUACGACAGAAAUGACAAAGAAGCAGAUGAUUCUGAUAGCGGGGAAGAAGAUGAUGAAGAAGGCGAAUCAAUAAAUGAAGAGGAUGAAGAAGAUGGAGCAGAGAGUGACGUAAUCGUGGAGGAAGGAGAUUCUGAUGAUGAUGAUUCCGAUGAUGACGACACGGACGAUGACGAUGAUGAUGACGACGACGAUGAGGAUGAGGAUGCUGUAGUGAAUGCAGGUGAAGAAGAGGACGGUGCAAGUGAUGAUAGCGAUGAUGAUGAUGAAGCUGAUGAUGUAAGUGAUUCAGACGGUUCAGAUGUCGGCUUAGAAUAUCUUCAAAAAGAAAUAUUACCAGAAGAAGAAGAUGAGGAGGAGGAUUUUAAUCCAGACGGUGAAGUGUCGGCGUCGGAAGAAGAUUCAGAGGAAGAUGAUGCGGCGGCUCCCCGGGGUGAAAAAAGAAAACGAGAUCCGGAUGACGAAGGAGGAAGUGAAGAUGAUGAUUAGAGGACCCUAGUCACUUUUAUUUUCAAUUUUUUUGAUGAUACAUAUUAAGAAGUUUCCCUAUUUGUAAAAUAGUACCAAAAUUUUCCAUUUUCUAUAAAUAGUUUGUCAGAUAAAAAGAUGCAGUUGCCUAUCAUGUAAAGAUUCUGAAUUUUGAAAAGUCCUAUUUUCAUAAAUAACCAUAGAGUUAAAGAUACCCAACUCAAAUGUCAGCCUCAUUCUGAUGAAGUGAUCCCCCUAGCAAACUGUAGAUGAUCAAUGACUCCUUGGUAAUGGCAACAUCAAAUACAGAGACUUCCUGGAGAAUAGCAAAUAAGUGCAGACUCUUUUUUUUUAUGUAUGUAUAUUUUAUUUCUGCUGGUGAAUUCUAACCAACAUAAGGGGUCUCAACAUCAGAUUGAGGCUGGCAACUCGUUGUGUCCUUGUUUGGAAAUAGGUUAAAGGUCAACUUGUAGACGAUAUAAAUAGGUAAAGUAGUUCUAGUCUCCUGGCUUUAGUUGUUGUAUUCUCCCAAAAAUAGACACUUCAGAUGUGUUUUUUUUUUUUGAUGGAGUUGAAUUGCUAGGUACGCAGCAGACAAUUUAUUACCACCCAAAGUUGACCCUUUAAGUAACUCUGGUCUGAUGUGACGUUGUACACUAUCAUUUCUAAUGUACGCUUUUUCCCGAUUAAAAAAAAAAAAUUAAGUGCAAGAAUCUAAUUUUCGCAAGGAAUUUCUUGGGUUGUUGGGGGGAGGGGGAAAUUUUUUGGGAGGGGGAAGGUCAAGUUUAAUUGCCCUUCUUAUUUUAAGGAGGGAGACUUUUAUAUUGAUUCGUACAAUGUUGGUGUGAAUAGGGAAAGCAUGACACUUGUACAGGUUAUUGAGGGAAAAAUAGAGAAUUUUUUGCAAGAAAAUUUUUUGAAAAUAGUCAUUCACUGAAUCCUUGUCAAGUUUGUUGAAAUUUUCUUUGGGAAUUCUUGUAUUUUGACUGUUUUCUUACUCUGACAUGUCAAAUACUCCAUAUAUGGGCAUAGCUCAGUCAUGUGAUAGUAUACUUGAAUCCAUAUAAGGAUGUUUAUAUUUUAUAAAAGCUCCCAUAUAUGGAUAUGUUCUAAUUUGGUUAGUCCUGUGAUUAUUAUGCUAAUUAUAUCCAUAUAAGGAUGUUCUAUUUUAUAACCAGUCCAUAUAUAGAAGUAUGACAUCACUUUUAUUCAAGCUUAUAUGGAAAUUUAAUUUACAUAGAACCUAAUAUAGAAAUGUAGCUUACAAAAUUGCCCAAUGAUAGAUCAUCUAAUUCUUUUAAAUUUUUUCCAAUCAGCUUUCAAUUUCAUUAUGUUGAAUUCUCAAUGUAUGGGAUUUUUUUUUAAUGCUGUCAAUUAACUUUUUUCUCAGAAUAUUAUUAAAUUUUGUCAAAAUAAUUCACGCUCAGUUCAAUAUUAAUGUUGUAUGAAUGUUUUGAACCAAGUAAGUCAUUUUUUUUAUCAAUUACCCAAAUAUAUACCAUAUUUGCUCUAAUGUGCGUGCUUAUGUAAGUGUUGAAAAUUUCACACACCAUUGUAAAUUUUUUCUUUAAAAUAUAGAUUGUGAUGUCUACUGCAUGACUUGUUUUUCUUUUCUGACUUGCAAAAAUGAAGCAGUUUGCAUUUCACCAAUGAGACCAAAACUAGUUUCCAAGUGUAUUCUGUUCAUCCUGAAGAGCGCUUCUAAAUGAGCAAACAUGGUAACCACGUAACUUGCAUUUAAUAUUCCGUCUGAGAUGUGUUAAGCAAUAUUAAAUUUUAGGUGAAAAUAGUUGAUUUAUAGUGAAAUCAAAACUAAGAAUUUGUUACGCUUAAAGAGGGAGGGUCGUCACCUGCGCACGCCUGGGAAUUGAGUUCCAAUCGACGAUAACUCGCGCUAACAAUGCAAAGGCUCAUGGGUAGAUGCUUGUUUGGAAACAAUGGCAUGCUGACGUAUGCACAGAUGACGACUCCCCUACUUUAAACUUGGGUGGUGAUCAAGGUUGCAGUCCUUGUCAAAAAUUUUGAAUUGACGCAACGCAAUUGGCCGCCAACAUCUAAAAGUCAAGAUUUGCAAGACAUGUCUUGUGAUUGCAUCCACUGGUCAAAAUACCUCAAUUACAUACUGUAAAUUACUUUUAUUUUAGCUACAAUAAAUUUGUUCUGUUUUGUAUAAUUUAUUUUCACAUAUUUUUAACGAGUUGAAAAUGAAAUAUAAGGGGAAAAGAGGUAUAUUUGCUUUUAUAUUCACUAAAUCAUCCCUUCAGCAAAAAUUAGUGUUUUACAGUAUGUUAGGGAACAGUGGGUACAAGAUUGGUUGGUGAUUUGUGUCAGGUCCAUUAGCUACAUGCUGUCUUGGCAAAUGUGGUCCAAUUACACACGAUUAUUUCCUGCAGUACACAGAAAGCUACUGAAGACUAGUUCAUGGUACCGUAUUUGUGUCUUUUAAGUACUUGUGUCCAGUUGAAACAAUCGACAAGUUUUGAGUUGUGCGCACAUUCCAAAACGUUCCAUUUUCAUCUGCGUAGGCGGUUGAUAUCACCAUGUAAACAUUAACUGCUCGCAAGAAAUUGAGCGGGCCAGAAAUCAACCCCUCAUUCUUGCACGAAAACUGACAGAGGGCGCUAUACAUAACUCAAAAUUCGUUCAACAUGAAUGAAUCGUUGAGAGUUGGUGUGCAUAUACUUAAAACUCACCAUAGUGUUUUUUGGCUAUCAUUAAUUGCAGACUUUUCUUCUGCAGGGUUUGUGUAGUGUGAUCAUUUCAGAGUACAUUCAGUUGACGUAGUAACAUCUUUUGACAUGUCAGAGUAUGAUGAACCCUUUAGAAUAAACAUUUCUAGUGAAACA
Saccoglossus kowalevskii is the source of this 3958-nucleotide messenger RNA. Its product is annotated as acidic leucine-rich nuclear phosphoprotein 32 family member A-like. Gene Ontology annotation, molecular function: histone binding. Gene Ontology annotation, cellular component: nucleus. Gene Ontology annotation, biological process: regulation of apoptotic process. The record is from RefSeq and is a predicted model, not a curated record. NCBI's taxonomy places the organism in Eukaryota, Metazoa, Hemichordata, Enteropneusta, Harrimaniidae.